AUGACAUACCUCACCACGCAUUUGCCCUUCCCUUCCUCUUCGACAUCAUUACCUCCACCUCGUUCGCAGUUGAUCAUAUCCGAUACGCUAUCAUCUCCUGGUCACUUUGCAGUGUAUCAUGUGGUGUCUUCGGCGUUGGGCAAGGAGAAACGUAAGGUUAUAUGGGUGGAUUUCAGAGGUGAAGGGAGGAGUAGCUGGGAAGCCAUUUUGAAGAAGAUAGGUACACCACUACCACCUUCCACAAGACCUUCAUUCAUUCAUAUAUCACCCUCAUCGUUACCUUCAUCAAUCAAAAGACCAGAUAAGAAUACGCCGAGCUUAUUCGAGAUCAAUGAGAAACCAACUUUGAGAGAGACUUACGAUGGUAUAAUACCUCAUUUAACAGAUGGGAGUUUAUUGAUACUUGACGGAUUAAGCGAGCUGGAUUGGAUAGGAUUCAGUCCAUUGGAAAUAAGUAAAUUCGUUCGAGCCGUAUUUGCGAAAGUGAAAUUGUCGAAUUCGAUAUUGAUAUCGACAAUCCAUGCGGACCAUCUCCCACUUUCUUCGACGGCCAUACCUUCCAAAGAAGCUGGCCAGAGUGAACUGUUAGAUAGGUUGUUGCGAAUAGGGCAGGGUUGUUGGUGGAGAGUAUCCCAUCUGCCUUCAGGAAGGAGUGGGGAUGUCAUGGGAGAGAUUUCCUCGCACCCAUUAACGAAUCCUAUCGGUUUGAAAGAUUCCCAAAAGUUCCCUUACAUACCCAGGUCGAACCCCCUUCAGUAUCGAUUGGAGCCAAAUACAGUCAGAGUGUUCCCAAAAGGAACAGGAAGGGGUUUUUUGUAG
This is a messenger RNA of Kwoniella botswanensis, 819 nucleotides long. RefSeq lists its product as uncharacterized. The record is from RefSeq and is a predicted model, not a curated record. Gene Ontology annotation, cellular component: elongator holoenzyme complex. The transcript has 4 exons. Gene Ontology annotation, biological process: tRNA wobble uridine modification. Lineage: Eukaryota; Fungi; Basidiomycota; Tremellomycetes; Tremellales; Cryptococcaceae. The coding region runs from base 1 to 819 and encodes 272 amino acids.